GUCACGCCCGCUCGAACCCUGUGGUCCAACACAGCCAGAGAGGCCAAAAUGGAAGCUAACCUCGUGGUGUGGCCCUUAUAUUUGUCUCUGUACCUGACCUUUACCUCGAGGCCGAACGAUUCAGAAUGUACCCGGGAUCAAAUUGUGGCUAAACUGAGCGAGGUGGCCGACUCUGAGGACAAGUAUAGGGGCGACGCGUUUGUAAUGAUGUUUAUCGGUUACGGAUAUGACGAGAAGAUCAUCGGGUGGUCAGCGCAGCCGCAGCGGCCGCCGGCUCCGGACGAUUUGCUGCCCAUCAGAGAUAUUGUGGACAUGUUUUCUGAGCAUAAUUGCCGGGCUUUGCGGCAAAAGACCAAAAUGUUUGUAUUCAACUGUUGCCGCGAAAAAUUGGUUGAGACGACAACGUUUGCGCCGGCGAUCAGUACCAGUGUAUCUCCCGGUGCUAUUCGUGUCGACACACGUGACCGUCGGUUGAUGUGUGUUGACUGUGAGCCCACACUCAUCGACACAAUCACCACUUUGGACACCAAAUGGAAGACAUGGAACAGAUCGACGAACGUUAUAUACGCGUGCGCUGAAGAGUUACAGACCUGGUAUAAUUGUGUUGACGGUCCUAUCGGUCACGUGAGUGUAUUCGGUCAGGCGCUCAGUCAUACUAUAGCCCAGUACUCGUGGUAUAAAACUCUAUACCAACUCUUUCUUAUGACCGUUAAGCGAAUGGACGAGGAGUUUAAGUAUGUCUGUUAUUACGGUUUGAGAGAUGACAGGCCAACAAUCAAUAUGUUUACCACGAAUAAAAAGAAAUUCCCGAACGAUUUGGCCAAAAAAUGUCGCAUUUUCAGCGAGUUCACUUUGGUUCGCAACAACACCGAAGUGUUGGCCAAAGCGUUGGAUAAGUCGGGUCAGGCGGCGGCCGCCAAACAAUUGCGUCAAUUCAACCAAUCGGACACACUGUGGCCAAACAAGUAUGACAUUUACCUCGAUGUCACGCCCGCCCUAUCCCUUCGCACCAACACAUCACAGGCUCUCAAAAUGGACGCUAAACCCCGUGGAGUGGCCCUCGUAUUUGUCAUCGAACCUGACCUUUACCUCGAGGCCGAACGGUUCAGCGAGGUGGCCAAACUUGACAAGUAUAAGGGCGACGCGUUUGUAAUGAUGUUCAUCGGUCACGGAUAUAACGAGCGGAUCAUCGGGUGGUCAGCGCAGCCGCAGUGGCCGCCGGCGCCGGACGAUGUGCUGCCCAUUAAAGAUAUAGUGGCCAUGUUUUGCGAGUUAAAGUGCCGGGCGUUGCGAGAAAAGACCAAAGUGUUUAUAUUCAACUGUUGCCGCGAAAGGUUUGUCGACACAACCGCAACUCCCAGUGGUGUCCGUUGCCAUAAAUGUAAGCGUGAACUGACACUGACAUGUGCUAAGUGUGAGCCCACGGGCACCGACACAAUGGCCAGUUUGGACCCUAAAUGGAAAGCCAUGAAUAAACAAACGCACGUUAUUUACGCGUGCGCUCAGGGAUCUUUGGCGUGGUAUCGCAAAGUUGUCGGCCCCAUCGGUCACGUGAGUCUAUUCGGUCAGGCGUUCAGUCAUACAAUCGCUCAGUACUCGGGGUAUAAAAGCCUGUAUCAACUCUUUACUAUGUCCGGUAAGCGAUUGAAGGCAAUGGGAGACGCCGUACAAGAACCGGAAAUUAACAUGUUCGCCGUGGAUUCAGAGUUGUAUUUUAACCCUGGUCAAUACAAGGCUGAAUGA
Medioppia subpectinata is the source of this 1743-nucleotide messenger RNA. The record is from the annotation of a GenBank genome assembly. NCBI's taxonomy places the organism in Eukaryota, Metazoa, Arthropoda, Arachnida, Sarcoptiformes, Oppiidae.